UCGUCAGUUCAGUCGAGGAACUUCGUUGUUGUGAUCGUUCAGUGCGUUGCGUGCGUUAUAACCUCGUUUCCCGCAAAUAUGAAUUCGUGUACUGAUCCGCUUCGGUUAAAUGAAAGUCGGUUGUUUCAGGAGUUGAAAAAUAAUUUAUCGAAACACAUUAAAGACACGCGAAACAUUUUAGAAAUUCGUGACAACGUGUUAUAUGUAUGGAAUGCUAAGGACUUUUGUGUGAUGACAUUAAACGUUGCAGCCACACGUGCAAAAAGCGGAGAAGAUGUGCCUUAUCAAAAACUACGACCUACCGAUCCUCCAAUCUUUGAUGUCAAGAAUCUGUUGAUCAAUGAGACGGGAACGCAGCUGGCCUUAUGGGGUAACUUAGGAAUUGUUCUAAUGGAGCUACCUAAGCGAUGGGGCAAGGAUGGCACGUUUCAAGGUGGAAAAGAAGAAAUACUCUGCGUAGUUCACAAGUUUGAUCAUUUUGAUGCAACAGGGGAAAUUAGAAAGGCAAGAUGGCACCCUGGUUCCACGAACGACUCUCAUUUACUAGUUCUGACUUCUGAUAAUACAUUUCGUUUGUACGAAUGCGAGGUCGGUAAUACGCCUAGGCUUGUCAAAUGUUGGAAAGUUGGUCGUAAACCUUUCGGUUCACCAUCAAAGAUACCCGAUUUUUCUUCCCUUGGCGACACAGCAGUAGACUUUGACUUUGCUACACCCACCUUAUGCAAACCGGAAAUGUUUGCUGGUAGAGACAUGAAUAAGAACAGCGUAGUUGAUUGGAAUCAAAUUGAAUGGCCGAUUCUGAUACUGAGAGGGAACGGAGAGGUGCUGAUUGUCCGGGGCAAUCUUCUGCACGACAGUCAUGAAGUCCCAGUGGUAUCAGGAUCACUCUCUAUGUACCCUCCAGCCGACGACAAUUACGGAAUAGAUUCCUGUUCCAUCAUGUGCAUACAAACUACCCCUCCGAUAGUGGUUAUCGCCAUGUGCACAGGAAAGAUUUAUCACGGUAUUCUGUUAAAAGAAGAAUUAAACGAUGACGAUGACGACAGAAGAUAUGGUUCAACUUACAGUCUUCACACACCGGAAGAGGCCCUAUAUAUCUACGAAUGUGUUGAAAUAGAAUUGGGUUUGUUUUUCGCGGAUAAUGAUGAGAAGUAUAAUUGUCCUAUACACCUUCGAUGGGAUAAAGAUAACAAAUCAAGGUAUUUUUGCUCCCAUAAUGCUGGUAUUCACAUGGUCACUUUGCCAAUGGUCUCUCAAUUGGAAGAAUAUAUCAACUCACCGGAAGACAACGACGCUAGCCGUUUACCAUCGCUCUCGAACCAAUCGAAUUCACAGUACCUGAUUUGUAGAAGAACUAAACACACAGGAGCGAACGAAGCCACACCGAUCCUUGGGUUUGGACUACUUCAGGAACCUUCCGUUCUGGUGGCCCUCUUGCAUACCGGCGAUGUAGUCGCCCGAUCUAUCAUCGAUCUCCACUACUUCCCAAAAAUUGAACCUCCAGAGCCUAUAAUUGAUAAAAAAGAAAGAGUCAAUAAAGAGGAAUUUGAUAUGUAUAUCAAGAGAUUGCUCAAACGUGAAACAUCACAGCCACUUAUAAAAAUGGGAUCAAAGAUCAUGUCUCCGCGAGAAUGUCUACAGCUGCUGUAUCAUGCAACGGACGUCUUCCGCAAAGAACAUUUUGUUAAACACGAUCACGUGAGAGAAGAGAUCGGUAAAAGGGUGCGAGCUUUGAAAGUGAUGAAAACUCAUUUAUUGAAAGAGCUGGAUACUUUGAUGGAGACUAAAAAAGAAUUGCAUCAAACUGCCGAACGUUUGGCUGAACGUUACGAGGACAUUAAAGACGAACAAGAAAAACUUGCGCAAAGAGCGAAAGAAGUGCUGCGACUAGUAAAUUACAAAGAACCCUCGAUGAGUCCUGUUGAAAGAGCCGAAGCUGAAGAAUUGAAGAAAAUGGAGACGAAGAUAGAGGAAAUGAAAAUCAGGCUGUUAGAACUGAAAAAGAAAUCAGAGCAACAGACUGGUUACACAGAAAACAUUGAAUAUAACGGAAAGAAGAAAGAAAUUGUUUUUAGAGGCGAUCAAGAGAAAACUAUUAAGAACAGCCUUGGACACAUGGCAAAAGAUAUAAAAGAAUUAAUUACAGAAGUGAAAAAGCUGGAAGAGGAAACAUUCAUUUUCUGCCACACCGUAUCGCUCAAGGCACAAAAAUAUAAUGAGAAACAUCAUUGGAAUCUUCCAUAACUUUCGACUGCAA
Messenger RNA from Osmia lignaria (orchard mason bee), 2257 nucleotides. RefSeq names its product nuclear pore complex protein Nup88 (gene mbo). The record is from RefSeq and is a predicted model, not a curated record. Gene Ontology annotation, molecular function: structural constituent of nuclear pore. NCBI's taxonomy places the organism in Eukaryota, Metazoa, Arthropoda, Insecta, Hymenoptera, Megachilidae. Gene Ontology annotation, biological process: mRNA export from nucleus; ribosomal small subunit export from nucleus; ribosomal large subunit export from nucleus. Gene Ontology annotation, cellular component: nuclear pore.